Molecule: messenger RNA, 729 nt
Organism: Fulvia fulva
Lineage: Eukaryota; Fungi; Ascomycota; Dothideomycetes; Mycosphaerellales; Mycosphaerellaceae
Exons: 3
Coding region: 1-729 (242 amino acids)
Source: RefSeq, a predicted model, not a curated record
AUGUCAGCACCGAACGACAGAGAACCAUGGCAGGACGAACACGACAGUGAACCGGCAGAAAUUAUCGAGGCCUCGCGAGUCAGAAGUCAACAUGCAAUAGACGCAAGCAGAAGACGCAUGGAAGAAAGAGAAGCAUUACUCCUCGAUGGUGCUCAACGUGGUGUUCCAGUAACACCCCAGCUUUUGGGACUUGCAGGCGACAACGAAGCAGCUCGAGAAGCACAGGAAGAUGCCAGGCUAGCAGCUCUUCGGGCGCAACAAGAACGAAUGGAAGGUCAGGGUGUUGAUGCUGGGAAUGCGCAUGCCUACUCUGUUAUUGAGCCCGCUCGACUGCCACGACGACGUCUUUGCCAUACGUCGACUGGUGGACGUCCACCUCCUAGACCGCCGAAUUGGCAGCCAUUCACGGUGCGGCCUGCGUCUCAAGCAGAUUUAGCGGCGGCGGCGAGGAGAGCUGCGGAGAGGACUGCGAGAUGGGAAGCGAGGAUGCGGUUUGUGGAGAGGGUUGUGGAUUGGGAGACUGAGCCAAGACGCAUGCAGCGUGAAUGGAUACAGCGGAGACAUCAGGAGACGGAUGAAGAGGUUCAGCGGAGAGAGGAGGAUCUGGAGGACUCUGAGGAAGUACACCGUGUUCUUGGCGAUGUAAAAGGGAAUAUGGAUCUCAGCUAUGAAGGAAAUCUGGCUUUGCUAGAUGCCAUGGGCUAUGCAGAGGAGGUCUACGACUCGUGA